AUGCCGCUUCAGAUACGCGAGAGCUUCGUCGAUGUCCUUAUUGUUGGGGCUGGUCCUGCUGGUCUCAUGUGCGGCAACGCCAUCGCCUGUUGCAGACCGUCGAAGAUAUCUGUCGGCCAUGCAGAUGGGCUACAACCGAGGACGAUCGAGGUUCUACAAAGCUACGGCCUUGCCGAACGACUGCUACGCGAGGGAAGUCAAUUACACAUGUGUGCUUUCUACAACCCGAGUCAGACUGGCGGGAUCGAGCUCACCACUCGUGCUCCUGACAUAUCUGAACGGACUGCGCGUUUCCCAUUCAAGCUUGCACUAUACCAAAGUGCGACAGAAGAUGCAUUCAUCGACUCAAUGGCACACCACAACUUAAGAGUAGAUCGGCCCGUCAAACCGUUGACCAUCGAGCUUUCUCGGGAUCAGGAACAUCUCCGUAGCUUGUCCUCGUAUCCUGUUAAGGUGACACUCUUACGCUUGGAUGCAACUAUCGAUACAGAAAAGUUGGAAGUUGUCCACGCUAAAUACGUUGUCGGUGCGGAUGGGGCGCAUUCGUGGGUCCGAAAGGCGCUCGGAAUUACCAUGGACGGGGAUCAGACAAAUUAUGUUUGGGGCGUCGUUGACAUGGUUCCGGACACCAAUUUCCCCGACAUACGGAACAGAGCGGCAAUACAUUCCAAGAACGGUUCACUUAUGAUCAUUCCACGUGAACAUGACAAGGUGCGGCUGUACGUUCAGCUGUCGGAGAAGGACGUCGUAGAUCCGGAAACCGGAAGAGUUAGUAAAACGAAGUGGAACCCGGAGAAAAUCCUCGAGGUUGCAAGAAAAUCACUACAUCCCUUUUAUAUAUCCCCACUGGCAGAUAUAGAAUGGUGGACGAUAUACAUGAUUGGACAGCGUGUAGCAUCUAGGUUUUCAGUUGAAGAUCGUGUGUUCAUUGCCGGAGAUGCAUGUCACACACAUUCACCUAAAGCAGGCCAAGGGAUGAAUGCGAGUAUGAACGAUACGCACAACCUUGCGUGGAAAAUUGCUCAGGUUGUCAAAUGGUGGGCAGAUCCAUCAAUUCUAAGGACUUACGAGUCAGAGAGGAGACAGUACGCCAAAGACUUGAUCGACUUCGAUAAACGAUAUGCAACAUUGUUCUCAGGUAAGCCGAGGACGUCAGAUAACCAAGACGGCGUAUCCCAUGAAGAGUUUUUCAAGGCAUUUGAGACUGCUGGUAGUUUUAUGAGUGGCAUUGGCUUACGCUACGGUCCUUCUGUGAUCGUUAAUGCCAAGCAUCAGUCUUGUGCGGAGAAUCUCAUCGUUGGGCAGCGCAUGCUCCCUCAAGUCUUCGUCCGCGCAGCCGACGCGCGACCGGUGGAAAUUCACGACUUGUUACCUGCUGACGCCAGGUUUAAGAUUAUUGUUUUUCUCGGGUCCAUGAAGGAGGAAUCUAGACUUGCGGAAAUCAAUGCGCUUGCCGAAGAGCUGAGUUCGCCCACGGGGUUCUUGCGGAGAUAUUCUGUGGACGGACAGACUUCUUCGCCCAUGUUUGAUCUCAUAACUAUCGUGGCGGGUAAGAAGGAGAAGUUUAAUUACCUGAGCGUGCCUCUGGUUUUUCGGCCUCAUUGGUCCAAAGUCUUGCUCGAUGAUACCGAUGCUACAGGGAGGAAGGGUGGUGGUGCCUACGAGAGGUUUCGAAUCAGUUCCAAUUCAAUUACCUUCGUGAUCGUGAGGCCGGACGGGUAUGUUGGAAUGGUAGCGCCAGCCACUGCCUUGCGGGACGUAAAUGAAUACUUUACGUCGUUCUUGACGCCACGUCACUGUAGUUCGUGA
Molecule: messenger RNA, 1809 nt
Organism: Pisolithus orientalis
Lineage: Eukaryota; Fungi; Basidiomycota; Agaricomycetes; Boletales; Pisolithaceae
Product: FAD binding domain-containing protein
Exons: 16
Coding region: 1-1809 (602 amino acids)
Molecular function (GO): FAD binding
Source: RefSeq, a predicted model, not a curated record